Lutzomyia longipalpis is the source of this 887-nucleotide messenger RNA. Its product is annotated as juvenile hormone acid O-methyltransferase-like. Bases 1 to 828 code for a protein of 275 amino acids. NCBI's taxonomy places the organism in Eukaryota, Metazoa, Arthropoda, Insecta, Diptera, Psychodidae. The transcript has 2 exons. The record is from RefSeq and is a predicted model, not a curated record.
AUGCCUUCGACAAAUUUCAAUAGUGGAGUUUAUCAGAAGUACAUCGGAAUCCGUGAUUACUACACAGAGCUUUUCAUUGAAAAAUUGAGUGAAUUGGUGAAAUGGAGGCCAAAUGGAUCAAUUCUUGAGGUUGGAUGUGGAACAGGUGAUGCAACGCUCAAGUACAUUUGUCCAGAACUUCCUGAAGACUUCUCCAAGUUAGUCUGCACAGAUAUCUCGGAAGAAAUGGUGAAGGAUACUCAGAAGCUCUUUGCGGAGGAUCCCAAAGUAUCCUGCAGAGUUCUGGACAUCGGCAGAGACAUAGAAGCUUCGGAGAAGGAUCAAUUUGAUCAAGUUCUAUCAUUGAAUUGCCUGAUGUGGGUGCCAAAUCAAAAGAAAGCCUUUCAAAAUUUGUACGAUUUCCUAAAACCUGGAGGAAGCUGCUUCCUGAUCUUCGUUUGCACAGCUUCAUUGUGGGACGUUAUAUUUGAACUUAUUUCAAGACCAAAAUGGAGAAAAUUUGUUCCACAUCCCAAGAAAAUAUAUCCAUUUCCCUACAGACAGGACCCAAAUCCCGUCAAAACUGUUACAGAAUUAAUGGAGUCAAUUGGAUUUGUUAAUGUUAAAGUUGAAAUGCGUGAAAGCAAAUUCCUGUUUCGGAGCAAGGAAGAAUUUAUGGGAUUUGUUAAAGCUCUUCCUAAUCCGUUGGAUCAGAUGACUCUGGAGGAGCAGGAUGAAUACUUAAAGGAAGCAGUUGACUUGGCUUUCUCCUAUGAGAAUGUAAUUGAUCAAUCUGGCUGUGAUGAAAAGGUGUCUGGGACACAACUAAUGGCUUACGGAGAGAAAUAAAGAGAGAUAAGGCUUUAAUCUAAAUUCUAAACAUAAGUUUUAAUAAAUUUUUAAAGAAA